This is a messenger RNA of Labeo rohita (rohu), 1060 nucleotides long. RefSeq names its product 5-hydroxytryptamine receptor 3A-like. Gene Ontology annotation, cellular component: synapse; neuron projection; membrane. Lineage: Eukaryota; Metazoa; Chordata; Actinopteri; Cypriniformes; Cyprinidae. Bases 19 to 966 code for a protein of 315 amino acids. Gene Ontology annotation, biological process: monoatomic ion transmembrane transport; signal transduction; nervous system process. The transcript has 7 exons. Gene Ontology annotation, molecular function: transmembrane signaling receptor activity; extracellular ligand-gated monoatomic ion channel activity; neurotransmitter receptor activity. The record is from RefSeq and is a predicted model, not a curated record.
CUCUCAACACAGGUCAAAAUGAUGACUGCUUGGUCCAAUAACAUGGAGUGGUCGUGUGAUCAGUUUUGUGGAAUUGAAGCAGUUCCAGCAAAAAAAGAUAUGUUAUGGUCUCCGGACAUUAUUAUCAAAGAAAGCAUCAAAACAGAGUUUGGAACAAAGGAGUCUCCAUAUGUACAGUUACUCUGGUGGGACCUGUCAGUCUCAGUUGAUAUUUUAGCUCUGACCACUGCUUGUAAGAUGGACCUCUACAAAUUUCCCUUCGACACUCAAAACUGCAAUAUAACACUUCACUCUGCAGUGCAUACAAUUGAUGAGCUUACCAUUGAUCCAUUCUCUAAUAAUAAAAACAUUACCCAUGACUCCAAGGAGUUCUUUCAGGCCCAGGGAGAGUGGGAACUCAUCAGUAUAGAUACUUCUAAAUCUAAUGCCAAUCUUCUAGAUCAUUUACAGGAUCUGCUGAUAUAUAAGAUCACCAUCAGGAGGAGACCUCUACUGUAUGUCAUAAACAUUAUAAUACCAGUAUUUUUCUUCCUUGUGCUGGAUGUGACGUCCUUCUUCAUAAAUGCCAGUGGAGCAGAUAAGCUGAGCUUUAAAGUGACUUUACUGCUGUCUAUUUCUGUUUUGCUGCUGAUUCUUAAUGACACGCUGCCCUCUACAGCUGAUAAAAUCCCACUGAUUGGGGUUUACUGCAGUGUAAUUUUUAGUCUUAUUGGUAUCAGCAUUCUGGAGACCAUCUUUGUGACUUUUCUUAUGGCUAAAGGAGCAGAGAAGAGAUCAGUGGAAAACACAGCUGCUGUUAGUGGCCGAGAUAAUGUGGGAUACCUGCAGAGCCCUCCAGAUCAGAAUGGGGUGCAGAGAUCACUGUGGACUACAGUGGCAAGAAUCAUAGAUGUGACCUUCUUGGUUCUUUACCUAAUCACCAUUAUUGUGUUUCUGACUAUCCUUGGGAAGAGUUGGAUUUUCUAAUGUCUUGUAUACAUGAAAUGCCACAAAAUGUAGAGUUUAUACAUGGUUUAUACCACCACUAGGGUGUUAAAAGUAAUCCUUGAAACUGCAUAUC